Messenger RNA from Aspergillus tubingensis, 1284 nucleotides. RefSeq names its product fungal specific transcription factor domain-containing protein. The transcript is spliced from 4 exons. NCBI's taxonomy places the organism in Eukaryota, Fungi, Ascomycota, Eurotiomycetes, Eurotiales, Aspergillaceae. The coding region runs from base 1 to 1284 and encodes 427 amino acids. Gene Ontology annotation, molecular function: DNA-binding transcription factor activity, RNA polymerase II-specific; transcription cis-regulatory region binding. Gene Ontology annotation, biological process: regulation of DNA-templated transcription. The record is from RefSeq and is a predicted model, not a curated record. Gene Ontology annotation, cellular component: nucleus.
AUGGCUGUGACAUCUACAGAUGCAAAAGAACAGAGCAGUCUAGCAAAGACGGUUCGAGAGGUUGCCGCUCGUGAGGUAAUCGUAGAAGGCAAAUGUACGAUGGAUCUGUUGCACGGUCUCCUGUGUUUCAUCGGCUGGGGACACUUUCGCUUCUCUAUGGGAUCCCUUCUUACUAUUUUGUCUCAGCUGUGCACUGCUCUGACGGUCGACCUGCAACUUCGAAGCCGGCAUUGCGGAGAGGGUAAUCUGAUUCAUAUGUUUCCUCGACCGAUUGCAUCUCAGAUUCAGGGAGCUACAGGCAGAUUCCAGCCGAGGAGCAUCGUAAUUGCACGGACGGCAUUGGCUUGCUACUUUCUCACAUCAUGCGUUGCAACGUUUCAAACAGUUGGGGAUAGUUUGGCCUGGUCACCAUACCUUGAAGAGUGUCUGAAAAUGAUUCAAUGCUCUAGAGGUGUACGAGGAGAUGAACUGCUGGUGCAAAUGAUCAAGCUUCAACGCAUAACGAGCAAGGUGACUGAUGUUCGUAUACAACUAAGAGAUACCGACAGCGAACAAAGUACGCGUCUUAUCCAUCCAUACAUAUUUUCUCUCAACACUCAAUUAUCCGAGACGAGAAAGCAAUUACCCCCGCAAUUGACCACGAAUAAGAUGCUGGAAGCGAUGUCCCUGCACACAGAAAUCUGCAUCAAUGACCUUAUCUUUACGCGCCUUGGGCAUUGCCCUCUUCUAGAUGAUAUCAACAGCAUGGAGGUUCUUCUUAAUUGCCUCAAUGCAGCGAAACGCGCCGUGGACAUCAUGUUCAACUUCAAACCAACCGAGUAUACAUACUUCCCCUUCUUUCUGUGGAGGCAAUUCCGAACCGUAAUUUUAACCCUCAUUCGACUCGCAUCCUUCGAAGAUCCGGCGUGGGACGUGAACAUGGUUCGACGAACUGUAGACAUUACGUCUAUUCUUGACAAGACUGCCGAGAACCUGAGCAAUGUACAAACCAACGUUGAUGAUGAUAUUACUGACCACGAAAACGUGGUUUCGAAAUCAUUAGCCUGGGUGAACAAGAUGAGGUCUUGCUUACUCGCAGUUUAUGGCCAGUCAACAGAUGCCCAGGCCCCAACCUCUGAAAUACAGAGCUCAAUGGGCAUACCAGGUGUGGAAACGUUGCUACCCAGGCAGCCAUCCCAGGAAGAAGCUUCAACCAUAGACAUAUUCUCAUCACUCGAUAAUGAACUCUUUGGAGACGAUGUCUUUGAGUGGUGGCCACCCUUAUAUUCGGGGAAUGGGCUAUAA